Schizosaccharomyces osmophilus is the source of this 1029-nucleotide messenger RNA. RefSeq names its product heterochromatin (HP1) family chromodomain protein Chp2 (gene chp2). Lineage: Eukaryota; Fungi; Ascomycota; Schizosaccharomycetes; Schizosaccharomycetales; Schizosaccharomycetaceae. Gene Ontology annotation, molecular function: chromatin binding. The record is from RefSeq and is a predicted model, not a curated record. The transcript is spliced from 2 exons. Gene Ontology annotation, biological process: chromatin organization; negative regulation of transcription by RNA polymerase II. The coding region runs from base 1 to 1029 and encodes 342 amino acids. Gene Ontology annotation, cellular component: pericentric heterochromatin; nucleus.
AUGGUGAAAACUGCAUCCUUAAAUUUAAUGAGUAAUUUAAUAAUGAAAGGUGAAUCCGCCUCUUCAGACAAGAAUGCUAAAGCCGUUAACGAUGAGGUACAUAAUCCAGCAUCUUUUUCCUCUAAUGCUGAUGCUGAAGAGGAUGACAAAAUCUUCGAAUUUGAUGAUCCAGCAGCUAAUUCAGCUACUUCUCAGCAUGAAAAAGAUGGAAGCAUAAUACCAUCUACUUUUGACAGGGCAGAAUCUACUGCUUCAAGUGACUCUGAUCCUCUUGAGCACAAGGUGAACACAAAGAAAAAGAGUGAAACAGAGCAGGUUGAGUCUGCAUCAAGCCCCAAUUCACCACUCUUUGGCUCUGAAAAGUCUGAAGGUUCCGAUGGGUCUGACGAAGAAGAAUAUAUAGUAGAAGCGGUAUUAGAUGCUAGACUGAAAAAGAAUGGAAUUGGAUAUCAAUAUUAUCUAAAAUGGGAAGGAUACGAUGAUCCGGAAGACAAUACUUGGAAUGAAGAAGAAGAUUGUGUCGGAUGUCAAGAGUUAGUGAACCAAUUUUGGAAGAAAAAAGGCGGGAAACCUCCUAUUAACAUGUUGAGAAACAAGCGGAAAGCAGGUUCUGUGAUUCGAUCAGGAUCAUCAUCAGGAAUAAAAAACGACGAUGAUUUACAACCCCCAUUCUCUACAUAUUCUCGUAAACGACGAAAAUCUGUCUCAAAGUUGAAGAAACACGAAGACAAUUCGGUUAUUGAGCCCUCGUUAUCUCCGCUACUGCACUCAAAAUCUCCUACUAUUGACUCAUAUCUUGCUCUGCGAAAAACCAAUGGUUUUAAGCCUCCUUUCCACAUAAAGAGUUGGGAGGACUUGGUGGACAAGGUGGAGACUGUACAAAAGUUAAAAAAUGGCAAAAUUCUUGUGAAACUUCAUUGGAAAGAUGGACAACAAUCUACUCAUGACAAUGUUAUUGUUCACCAUAAAUGCCCUCUUCACAUCAUCCGGUUUUACGAAGAUCAUUUGAAUUUCGAGGAAGAAUUAUAG